Molecule: messenger RNA, 13947 nt
Organism: Coregonus sp. 'balchen'
Lineage: Eukaryota; Metazoa; Chordata; Actinopteri; Salmoniformes; Salmonidae
Source: the annotation of a GenBank genome assembly
AUGCACGUCAAGGAGGACCUUCACAGCGGCCACCUGAGGAUGUGUUCAGAGCAGGCUGAGGAGCUGAGUGCCCUGCUGGCCCAGGCAGAGUUCAGAGACUACAACCAGAACACUGCCAAAUACUGCUACUCUGAGCUGUGUGGGAGCGAACCCUGCCCGGCAACAGUCGACAGGUAAGGGCAGGGUACUCCUGGGGGAUAUGUUAGACGACGAGUGUAGAUUGGACACACCGACGCACACACACUGGUGACUCUCAGAUCCACCUCUACGCAGACGACACCAUUUUGUAUACAUCUGGCCCUUCAUUGGACACUGUGUUAACAAACCUCCAAACGAGCUUCAAUGCCAUACAACAAUCCUUCAGUAGCCUCCAACUGCUCUUAAACACUAGUAAAACUAAAUGCAUGCUUUUCAAUCGAACGCUGCUGGCACCCGCCCACCCGACUAGAAUCACCACUCUCGACGGGUCUGACCUAGAGUAUGUGGACAACUACAAAUACCUAGGUGUCUGGUUAGACUGUAAACUCAACUUCCAGACUCACAUAAAGAAUCUCCAAUCCAAAGUAAAAUCUAGAAUCGGCUUCCUAUUUCGCAACAAAGCCUCCUUCACUCAUGCUGCCAAACAUGCCCUCGUAAAACUGACUAUCCUACCGAUCCUUGACUUCGGCGAUGUCAUUUACAAAAUAGCCUCCAACACUCUACUCAGCAAAUUGGAUGUAGUCUAUCACAGUGCCAUCCGUUUUGUCUCCAAAGCCCCAUACACUACCCACCACUGUGACCUGUACGCUCUUGUUGGCUGGUCCUCACUACAUGUUCGUCGUCAAACCCACUGGCUCCAGGCCAUCUAUAAAUCACUGCUAGGCAAAUCCCCGCCUUAUCUUAGCUCAUUGGUCACCAUAGCAGCACCCACCCGUAGUCUGCGCUCCAGCAGGUAUAUCUCACUGGUCAUUCCCAAAGCCAACACCUCCUUUGGCCGCCAUUCCUUCCAGUUCUCUGCUGCCAAUGACUGGAACGAAUUGCAAAAAUCUCUGAAGCUGGAGACUCUUAUCUCCCUCAAUAACUUUAAGCAUCAGUUGUCAGAGCACCUUACCGAUCACUGCACCUGUAAAUCAAAUCAAAUCAAAUUUUAUUGGUCACAUGCGCCGAAUACAACAGGUGCAGACAUUACAGUGAAAUGCUUACUUACAGCCCUUAACCAACAGUGCAUUUAUUUUAAACAAAAAAGUAAGAAUAAAACAACAACAAAAAAGUGUUGAGAAAAAAAGAGCAGAAGUAAAAAUAAAGUGACAGUAGGGAGGCUAUAUAUACAAUAGAAUAAAGUGACAGUAGGGAGGCUAUAUAUACAGGGGGGUACCGUUGCAUAGUCAAUGUGCGGGGGCACCGGCUAGUUGAGGUAGUUGAGGUAAUAUGUACAUGUGGGUAGAGUUAGAGUGACUAUGCAUAAAUACUUAACAGAGUAGCAGCAGCGUAAAAAGUAUGGGGUGGGGGGGCAGUGCAAAUAGUCCGGGUAGCCAUGAUUAGCUGUUCAGGAGUCUUAUGGCUUGGGGGUAGAAGCUGUUGAGAAGUCUUUUGGACCUAGACUUGGCACUCCGGUACCGCUUGCCGUGCGGUAGCAGAGAGAACAGUCUAUGACUAGGGUGGCUGGAGUCUUUGACAAUUUUGAGGGCCUUCCUCUGACACCGCCUGGUAUAGAGGUCCUGGAUGGCAGGGAGCUUUGCCCCUGUGAUGUACUGGGCCGUACGCACUACCCUCUGUAGUGCCUUGCGGUCAGAGGCCAAGCAGUUGCCAUACCAGGCGGUGAUGCAACCAGUCAGGAUGCUCUCGAUGGUGCAGCUGUAGAAUUUUUUGAGGAUCUGAGGACCCAUGCCAAAUCUUUUUAGUCUCCUGAGGGGGAAUAGGCUUUGUCGUGCCCUCUUCACGACUGUCUUGGUGUGUUUGGACCAUGAUAGUUCGUUGGUGAUGUGGACACCAAGGAACUUGAAGCUCUCAACCUGUUCCACUACAGCCCCGUCGAUGAGAAUGGGGGCGUGCUCAGUCCUCUUUUUUUUCCUGUAGUCCACAAUCAUCUCCUUUGUCUUGGUCACGUUGAGGGAGAGGUUGUUGUCCUGGCACCACACGGCCAGAUCUCUGACCUCCUCCCUAUAGGCUGUCUCAUCGUUGUCGGUGAUCAGGCCUACCACUGUUGUGUCGUCGGCAAACUUAAUGAUGGUGUUGGAGUCGUGCCUGGCCAUGCAGUCAUGGGUGAACAGAGAGUACAGGAGGGGACUGAGCACGCACCCCUGAGGGGCCCCCGUGUUGAGGAUCAGUGUGGCAGAUGUGUUGUUACCUACCCUUACCACCUGGGGGCGGCCCGUCAGGAAGUCCAGGAUCCAGUUGCAGAGGGAGGUGUUUAGUCCCAGGAUCCUUAGCUUAGUGAUGAGCUUUGAGGGCACUAUGGUGUUGAAUGCUGAGCUGUAGUCAAUGAGUAGCAUUCUCACGUAGGUGUUCCUCUUGUCCAGGUGGGAAAGGGCAGUGUGGAGUGCGAUAGAGAUUGCAUCAUCUGUGGAUCUGUUGGGGCGGUAUGCAAAUUGGAGUGGGUCUAGGGUUUCUGGGAUUAUGCUGUUGAUGUGAGCCAUGACCAGUCUUUCAAAGCACUUCAUGGCUACAGACGUCAGUGCCACGGGUCGGUAGUCAUUUAGGCAGGUUAUCUUAGAGUUCUUGGGCACGGGGACUAUGGUGGUCUGCUUGAAACAUGUUGGUAUUACAGACUCAGUCAGGGACAUGUUGAAAAUGUCAGUGAAGACACUUGCCAGUUGGUCAGCACAUGCUCGGAGUACACGUCCUGGUAAUCCGUCUGGCCCUGCGGCCUUGUGAAUGUUGACCUGCUUAAAAGUCUUACUCACAUCGGCUACGGAGAGCGUGAUCACAUAGUCGUCCGGAACAGCUGGUGCUCUCAUGCAUGCUUCAGUGUUGCUUGCCUCGAAGCGAGCAUAGAAGUGGUUUAGCUCGUCUGGUAGGCUUGUGUCACUGGGCAGCUCGCGGCUGUGCUUCCCUUUGUAGUCUGUAAUAGUUUUCAAGCCCUGCCACAUCCGACGAGCGUCAGAGCCAGUGUAGUAUGAUUCAAUCUUAGACCUGUAUUGACUCUUUGCCUGUUUGAUGGUUCGUCGGAGGUCAUAGCGGGAUUUCUUAUAAGCGUCCGGGUUAGAGUCCCGUUCCUUGAAAGCGGCAGCUCUACCCUUUAGCUCAGUGCGGAUGUUUCCUGUAAUCCAUGGCUUCUGGUUGGGGUAUGUACGUACGGUCACUGUGGGGACGACAUCAUCGAUGCACUUAUUGAUGAAGCCAGUGACUGAUGUGGUGUACUCCUCAAUGCUGUCUGAAGAAUCCCGGAACAUGUUCCAGUCUGUGCUUGCAAAACAGUCCUGUAGCUUAGCAUCUGCGUCAUCUGACCACUUUUUUAUUAGCCGAAUCACUGGUGCUUCCUGCUUCAGUUUUUGCUUAUAAGCAGGAAUCAGGAGGAUAGAGUUAUGGUCAGAUUUGCCAAAUGGAGGGCGAGGGAGAGCUUUGUAUGCGUCUCUGUGUGUGGAGUAAAGGUGGUCUAGAGUUUUUUCCCCUCUGGUUGCACAUUUAACAUGCUGGUAGAAAUUAGGUAGAACGGAUUUAAGUUUCCCUGCAUUAAAGUCCCCUGCUACUAGGAGCGCUGCAUCUGGAUGAGCGUUUUCCUGUUGAUUAAUGGCCUUGUACAACUCAUUCAGUGCAAUCUUAAUGCCAGCAUUGGUUUGUGGUGGUAAAUAGACAGCUAUGAAAAAUAUAGAUGAAAACUCUCUUGGUAAAUAGUGUGGUCUACAGCUUAUCAUAAGAUACUCUACCUCAGGCGAGCAAAACCUUGAGACUUCCUUAGUAUUUGAUUUUGUGCACCAGCUGUUGUUUACAAAUAUACAGAGACCGCCACCCCUCGUCUUACCCGAGUCUGCCGUUCUGUCCUGCCGAUGUAGCGUAUAGCCUGCUAGCUGAAUGUUAUCAUUGUCGUCGUUCAGCCACGACUCCGUGAAACAUAAGAUAUUACAGUUUUUAAUGUCCCGUUGGUAGGAUAACCGUAAUCUUAAAUCGUCCAUUUUAUUCUCCAAAGCUUGAACGUUGGCUAAUAGGAUUGAUGGGAGAGGCAGUUUACUCGUUCGCCGUCGGAUCCUUACAAGGCACCCGGAUCUGCGUCCACGAUAUCUCCGUCUCUUCCUCACGCGAAUGACGGGGAUCUGGGCCUUGUCGGGAGUCUGUAGAAUAUCCUUCGCGAACGCCUCGUUGAAGAAAAAGUGUUCGUCCAACGCGAGGUGAGUAAUCGCUGUCCUGAUAUCCAGAAGCUCUCUUUGGUUAUAAGAGACGAUGGCAGAAACAUUAUGUACAAAAUAAAUUACAAAUAACGCGGAAAAACACACAUAAUAGUACAAUUGGUUAGAGGGCUGUAAAACGGCAGCCAUCUUCUUCCGGCGCUUCCCUCUGUACACAGCCCAUCUGAAAUUAGCCCACCCAACUACCUCAUCCCUAUAUUGUUAUUUAUUUUGCUCUUUUGCACCCCAGUAUCUCUAUUUGCACAUAAUCUCUUGCACAUCUAGCAUUCCAGUGUUAAUACUAUUGUAAUUAUUCUGCACUAUAGCCUAUUUAUUGCCUUACCUCCAUAACUUGCUACAUUUGCACACACUGUAUAUAUAUUUUCUGUUGUAUUUUUGACUUUAUGUUUUUUACCCCAUAUGUAACUCUGUGUUGUUUUUAUUGCACUGCUUUGCUUUAUCUUGGCCAGGUCGCAGUUGUAAAUGAGAACCUGUUCUCAACUGGCUUACCUGGUUAAAUAAAGGUGAAAUAAAAAAUAAAAAAUAAAUAAACACCUCUGGUGUGUUAAAAAAAGGAUUUAAGCUUGAGCCUUAAUGCUAAUUGGAUGGAGUUGGAGUUUGCAGGACAUGAAUACACUGUUGGAAUUUUGAAAACAAAACUGCCCUUGACAAGGUUGCUGGCUGGCUUAGUGAACAGAUAGGGUAGACUGUAAUGUUAUCAGAGGCUUAUGGUAUGAAAGUACCCAAAUCUAGCUGAACCAAGUACCAGAUGUUUUGUUAAUGAUUCAUCCAACAUCAGUCAGACAUCUAGUCAGGUGCUUCAAAGAGAAAUUCCCAAUGUUUAAAAUUCAUCCAAAAACAGGUUAUACCUUUAAUCAUUUAUCACCAUAAUUGACAUGAAAAACUUAUGUUGCGUUGGCUAGACUUGGGUACACAAGCUGUGUUCCUAUUCCCAAGAAUCUAUGGUUGGUGCUCAAAACAAACAAUUCGGUGUGAAAUACUAUUAUAAUUUACUACACCCUAACCCAUGAUUUUCUCCAGCCAUAACAUUGCCUUCUAGUUACCUUUUGGCUAUGAACCAGUCAGUAGUGUGCAGCUGACAUAAAAAUUAGUACCAUGAGAACCUGGUAUGAGUUACACUGGCAAUGCAGACAGUAGCACAGUUUGGAAAUCCCCAGCACACAUACACACACAUCACCCAAUGUGUGCAGAGCAACAGACACAGAGGAAACCACACUGAACAAAAAUAUAAACGCAACAUGUAAAGUGUUGGUUUCAUGAGCCGAAAUAAAAGAUCCCAGUCAUUUUCCAUACACACACAAAGAUGUUGUGCACAAUUUUUUUACAUCCCUGUUAGUGAGCAUUUCUCCUUUGCCAAGAUAAUCCAUCCACCUGACCGAUGUGGCAUAUCAAGAAGCUGAUUAAACGGCAUGAUAAUUACACAGGUGCACCUUGUGCUCGGGACAAAAGGCCAUGUGCAGUUUUGUCACACGGCACAAUGCCACAGAUGUCUCAAGUUUUGAAGGAGCGUGCAAUUGGCUUGCUGACUGUAGGAAUGUCCACCAGAGCUGUUGCCAGAGGGUUUGCACAACCGAACAAGUUUUGCACAAACUGUCAAAAACCGUCUCGGGAAGCUCAUCUGCGUGCUCGUCAUCCUCACCAGGGUCUUGACCUGACUGCAGUUCGGCAUCGUAACCGACUUUAGUAGGCAGAUAAUCACCUUCGAUGGCCACUGGCAUGCUGGAGAAGUGUGCUCUUCAGGGAUGAAUUCUGGUUUCAACUGUACCGGGGAGAUGGCAGACAGCGUUGCAUGUAUGGCGUCGUGUGGGCGAGCGGUUUGCUGAUGUCAAUGUUUGUGAACAGAGUGCCCCAUGGUGGGGUUAUGGUAUGACAUACGCUACGGACAACGAACACAAUUACAUUUUAUCGAUGGCAAUUUGAAUGCACAGAUACAGUGAUGAGAUCCUGAGGCCCAUUGUCGUUCCAUUCAUCCACCUCAUGUUUCAGCAUGAUAAUGCACGGCCCCAUGUUACAAGGAUCUGGUACACAAUUCCUGGAAGCUGAAAAUGUCCAAGUUCUUCCAUGGCCUGCAUACUCAGACGUGUCACCCAUUGAGCAUGUUUGGGAUGCUCUGGAGCGACGUGUAUGACAGCGUGUUCCAGUUCUCGACAAUAUCUAGCAACUUCGCACAGCCAUUGAAGAGGAGUGGGACAACAUUCCACAAUCAACAGCCUGUUCAACUCAAUGCAACGGAGAUGUUGUGCUGCAUGAGGCACACCAGAUAUUGACUGGUUUUCUGAUCCAUGCCCCUACCUUUUUUGUAAGGUAUCUGUGACCGUCUGUAUUCCCAGUCAUGUGAAAUCCAUAGAUUAGGGCCUAAUUUAUUUCAAUUGACUGAUUUCUUUAUAUGAACAGUAACUCAGUAAAAUCUUUGAAAUUGUUACAUGUUGCGUUUUAUAUUUUUGUUCAUUAUAGAUAACACCACAGCUCCACCACAGGGGUUGGGUUAAAAGCAGAAGUAAGAUUUUGGUUGGACCCUGUGUGCAAUUGGCCAAUAAAGUGAUCUUUAAUUUUAAUAUUAAACAACACAUGCUCACAAGGUUCAGAAAGAAAGCACACCCUUCCUUCCUCUCCCAUGUUGACGCCAUGUACCCACUUGUUUUUCACCAACGGAGGUUGGUUUGCAAUUGGAACAACAAAGUUUGUCCCACGACCGGGAGACCCAUGGGGCGGCGCACAAUUGGCCCAGCGUCGUCCAGGGUAGGGGAGGGAAUGGCCGGCAGGGGAUGUAGCUCAGUUGGUAGAGCAUGGCGUUUGCAACGCCAGGGUUGUGGGUUCGAUAAAAUAAUGUAUGCGCUAACUGUAAGUGGCUCUGGAUAAGAGCGUCUGCUAAAUGACGUAAAUGUAAAUGUUAUGAUGUCACCCAGCAUGACAUGAGCAACAGACGGAGGAAAUGUGGGUAGUGUCCGAAAUGGCUCCCAAUAGCUAGCUAGUGUCCAAAAUGGCACACUAUUUCCCCAUAGGCUCUGGUCAACAGUAGUGCACUAGAUAGGGAAAAGGGUGCCAUUUUGGACGCAAACUUGAUAACACAUGGUCACGAUGUUCCCUCUACAGAGACACACCCUUCCCGUGUUCCUGCAAUGCAGUCACUUGUUUUUCUUAGUCAUGAACCAAACCUGUUCAGGCAUUGAACUGAAAACCUAAGGGAGAAUUAGAGCUACAGUAGCAGGUUUGAGUUUUAGCCAGUUAAAUGUCCUACAUAUUCUGGAAACACUCUAAAUCAUACAAAUCAAAACUUGAUAUAGGAAUAGUAUUUUAUCUUACUUGACCCAUUUUCCUUUAAACAGCCAUAAAAACCAGGGCUAUAACUAGGUGUUAAACAUCAAUUUAUUAAUCCUUUCUGUGAAACUAAACCUAAAAGCGAGUCAAUGCCCACAUCCGUUUCGUUUUCCAUCACCAACCCAUAAAGCCCACAAUACACUCUCACUUACUCACUCACUCACACGCAAUAACAACAUGGUUGGGACAACCAUGCCAGGGAGUAGCCCAGCAGCUCGUUGACUGGUUAAAUCAACAGUUUGAGAAGCAGCAGUUUGGGUGCAGGCCAAGCUAAACUAGGGACUGUUUGUGCUAGGUCAGAGGACAGAUCUAUUGCUGUGUUUACACACACUCUAGGAUAUACACACACUCUAGGAUAUACACACACUCUAGGAUAUACACACACUCUAGGAUAUACACACACUCUAGGAUAUACACACACUCUAGGAUAUACACACACUCUAGGAUAUACACACACUCUAGGAUACAGAUGAAGGCAUAGACACUCUAGGAUCCCCCCUGACAUUGUAAUUGGAGGGUAAAUGCAAAUGUCAAUGUACUGGGUUUAAUCAGGCUUAUAUGGACAUAAUAUUCUCUUGUUAGUUUGUUGUCAAAAUUAUAAUAGCCCAUUUGGUGAGCUCUGUUUGUUUUUAGUAAUUGGCGAAAGCAUACUUCUAUUGCACUAUGGGUAAUUUUCUGGACAUUCUCGCUCCGUCUAAUCAAGUUUAUGCCUUGGGAGGAUGACACAACCAAUAUCUGUACUGUUUAAUUAUGUCAUAACAUUUAUUGCAGAGGCUCACAUUACAUUCUAGUAAUUGAUUCCCUUUAUUAUUUGCUCAGAUUAGGGGGAUGAUGGGAUUAUAUUAGAAAAUCUGCUCUCUGGGUGACCGAUUUGAUUGACAGCUCAGGCAGCACCCAGCAGUCUGUCACGUUCAGCUGUGUGAAGAUGUGAUUUCUGUACUGUUUUCUCACAGCCGUCCCAUGAAAUGAAUACAGAAUAUGAGCUAUUUGAAGCAUGGUUGCUCUGUGUAAGUCAUUUUGAAGCUCUGCAUGUGAACCAGUAGUGACACUGCCGUCUCUUUCUCGAUCCCUUCCCUCCCUCCACAGUAUAAUCUCUAAGCACAAGGCGUUGGAGGGUCAGAGCCUGGGGUCGGUGGAGUACCAGGCCCUGCAGCUUGUGUCCAGUCUGGAGCACUACGGGGUGGAGUGGCACUGGGCCAGGGACGCAGAGGCACAGAGGCUGGCCAUAGGGGUGGGUCCGGAGGGCAUCACUGUCUGUAAAGAGGACUUCAGCCUGGUCAACAGGUAAAUGAAGGGUCUUCAGGCUAGUUAACCAACUGCUCCAUAUCUUGUGUAGUCAGCUCAGACAUAAUAGAGACUAAAACCAUAUCAUCAGAGCGCUUUGUAUGUGGGGCGUACAAUAUACAAUCUACUGUAAAUAGUUCAGAGGAUCUCCUACAAAUACUGUGCCUUACUGGAAUGUCAAUAUCUAUGAAGUGGAAAGUCCCCCUGACUUAUCCCACCAUCUUUACCUUUGAGGAAAUCUCUUAUUGUUCUGCGAUUGUCAUCAUGAAACUGAAAUCCUGUAAUAUUACAAAAUGUUAUUGUUGUACAACAUUGUGUAAUGUUACAGGAUUGUAGUUUAAAGAAUAGUUUCCAACUUCAGCUUUUUUUAUCCAUUUCUAGGAUCAGCUAUCCCAUAAUCCAAAUAGCUACCCAGUCAGGGAAGAGUGUUUACCUGACGGUGAUCAAGGAUACCAGCGACAGUGUGGUUCUGCUAUUCAAGCUAAUCAGCAACCGGGCUGCCAGCGGACUGUACCGGGCCAUCACAGAGACUCAUGCCUUCUACAGGUGAGGGGACAGGAGAGGAUUCACUUGUGGGGAGCCGAAACACAAACACGUGCAGUCCAAUUAUACAGUGCACCCUGCAUAUAGUGAUCAUAUCUGUGCAGUUGGAUUUGAUCACCAAGUGAUCCAAGGCAUUAUUGAUCAAAUGUUCCAUGUUCUCUGCAAACUAUUUAGUAGGGUUGAAAGGAGAGCCUCUGAGUAUAGUAUAGAGCCACAAACACUGACAACCACCCAUGGGCUGCACGGUCAUGCUAAUGUGUUGACAACAUGUUUGUUUACACUACCAACUGGAGCAUCCUCUAAAUGUUAUUUCUGUCACUUAUUCAGCCAACUUUACGGCCCUCAGAAUACACUAACGCUCCUGGAGUGCUGUGGCAUUCUACUGCCUAGGGGAUAGCCAACCAGUCACGCGUUUCACUUCCCCAUUUUAGAAGUCCUGAUAGGUCAGGUUCUCUCAGCAGACUCAACGUUCUGCUCUGUUGUGAAGUGCUGCUUGCUGAAUAUGCAUCCUGAACUACUCCUGAGUGGCGCAGUGGUCUAAGGCACUGCAUCGCAGUGCUAACUGUGCCACUAGAGAUCCUGGUUCGAAUCCAGGCUCUGUCGCAGCCGGCCGCGACCGGGAGACUCAUGGGCGGCGCACAAUUGGCCCAGCGUCGUCCAGGGUAGGGGAGGGAAUGGCCGGCAGGGAUGUAGCUCAGUUGAUAGAGCAUGGCGUUUGCAACGCCAGGGUUGUGGGUUCGAUUCCCACGGGGGGCCAGUAUAAAAAAAUAUGUAUUCACUAACUGUAAGUCGCUCUGGAUAAGAGCGUCUGAUAAGAGCGUCUGCUAAAUGACUAACAUGUAAAAAUGUAAAUGAACUACAGUUGUACACAUUCACUGAGACUGUGCUAUGUAUGGUCCUUAGGACGUUUGUUGAAGACACUCUAUCUACCAAUUCACCAAAUCAUUUUACAUGUCCUUGGUCUGAAGUGAUUGAUGAAGCCAUACUGUACAGGUCUAAGUGUUGAUAUUAAUGAAAAAGUGCUUAAUUCUUCCUGGAAAAAUGGAUGUCAGCCAUUUAAAUUGUCCUACUGCAGAGCAAUGAGAUUGUUCACAGCUGGGUUACAAUAGACCCAAAGGUCCACAGAUGACCUCUGGUUGUGUGUGGGGGGUUUUGCAGAACCUUUCUCCAUGUCUUCCCCAGGUUGUGCAGGUGGGGCUUGUUCUGUACUUGAGCUUAGUGUAGUGACUAUUUUUCUGAAUAAGUUUAGAGGAUUUCUAGUUCUUUAUUGCUGUUAAACAUGAUCAAUCACAUGUAUAGGUUGAGUCAAAGGGGAAAAUGGAGGAAUCAAUUGAUUAAAAAAUAGUGUCCAACAUUCGAUGACCGAUGAAGACAAAAUGAGAUCGACUUCUUGGUUAAUAACGUCUCCCUCUCUCCUCCAGGUGUGACACGGUGACCAGCGCAGUGAUGAUGCAGUACAGCCGUGACUUCAAGGGCCACCUGGCCUCGCUCUUCCUCAACGAGAACAUCAACCUGGGCAAGAAGUACGUCUUUGACAUCCGACGCACCUCCAAGGAGGUCUACGACUAUGCACGCCGGGCUCUCUACAAUGCCGGCAUCGUGGAUCUGGUGGCACGAGCGGCGGGGACAGGCGGCGAGAGGACGCCAUCGGGGCACAGUCCCCUUCGUGGCAAGGGGGAGGGGAUGGGGGAGGACUGUGGGAGCUGCCAGCAGAGCAGGGCGCUGCUGGAGAGACUAGAGAAGCUCAGAGAGGCUCUGCUGUGUAUGCUGUGCUGUGAGGAGGAGAUAGAUGCAGCCUUCUGCCCCUGUGGACACAUGGUGUGCUGCCAGACCUGCGCCAACCAACUACAGGUAAGGAGACCGAGAUGGAAGUGAAUGCUUGUAAAUUAUUGAAUGUUAUGUUCUGCAUGUUGAUUUUGGUCAAAUUGAGAAACAACUGCUAGUCCAUGAUAGAGAGAACACUUGAACUAUGCACAUUGAUUUUGUUGAUGGUUUUUGGUCAAGUCGACAUUAGGAUGCCACCACUACAAUCUACCCCCAGAAUAUGCAGCUGUCUCACUAGGUUUAAAUGUCUUCCUUUUCUCAUCUUUCAUGAGGACAUAUUUCAGCUUGGUCUUAAUAAACUACAGCAGUAGGACAGAAACCAAUACGAUCCUUUGUCCCCUUGAAGGAAAGAACACUUGGAAAUGUAGGACGCUGUUGAAGAGUAUUGGAACCUGGACAAAGUUUGUUAGUGAUGGUAGUGGUAGUCCUUGGCAUAACACAACAAGCACACUCUGGGGUUCUUGCUGUGUACAUGAGUGGCAGAGCACGGAUUCAAGGAGAAUACUUCUCUUUUCUCCUGAGUCACUCUCCCUCUGAGCAGUCUCUCAUAUCCAUUUUAUGACUUUUAAAAACCGAUCCAGCGUUUUCCUCAUGUAUGGGUUCAGCUAACCUCAUUGGCCCUCCCACUAAUCUCCUAAAUUUUAUUUGAACUGCCGCCGCAGACUGUGAAUUAGUGGCUGUGGAUUAAAGCUGCCGGCAGCAGGCCAGCAAAUGUUUAUUCCAUUAAAUCCACAGGGAAACGUGUCGUGUUGUGUGGCUGGACCCAAACACAGUGAGAGGAGAGAACUGACACGCAGGGAAAACAUUUCAGGGAGAAAAAAUCAUUCCAAGAUGGCCGCCCCCUUAGCUUUUUCUGAACAGAGUGUAUCGUGGGUAAUUCGAUCUAGAGGUCCCGGUUGGUUAACUAACAGGCUUUUACACGGCUUCAAUACAAUUGACUGGCUAAAUUAAAUUGGAGUGUUAUUCCACUACUCUUCACUGUCACUUUGACAGACUGGUUAGUAUAAUUGGUCUGUGUUCUGGAUGUCUUAAAUAUGUUUCUGAGAGACUGGCUGCCUGGUCCAUUCUGCAGCCCAGGGCAUGUGGUGGUGGUGGUGGUGGUGGUGGGUGUUCAUGCAUUUAUGUAAUGAGUUUGACUCACAUGUGAACAGCCAAAACACUGCUGAGGGGAGGACUGCGCAGUGGUCUAAGGCACUGCAUCUCAGUGCUAGAGGCGUCACUACAGACCCUGGUUCGAUCCCGGGCUGUAUCACAUCCGGCCAUGUUUGGGAGCCCCAUAGGGCAUUGCACAAUUGGCCCGGCGUCGUCCGGGUUAGGGGAGGGUUUGGCCGGGUUAGGCCGUCAUUGUAAAUAAGAAUUUGUUCUUAACUGACUUGCCUAGUUAAAUAAAGGUGCAAAAAAAUUAAAACAAAUAGUGGUUGAUUCCAUUCCAGCCAUUAUUAUGAGCUGUCCUCCACUCAGCAGCCUCCACUGAUAAAUACAGUGUGGUUUAUGAACCAUUUGAAAAAUAGUGUGAACCCUGCUUUGAAGCAUUGUGGCUCUGCAUGUGAACUACUUGUAGCACAGUGGUCCAAAGACCGUAGUAACACUGCCAAUGCUUUACCAAACCUCUGACAGCCAAGUCUUCAUGUUCUUUGAUACAGUAUGUAUUUGACCUGUUCCUUAUCUGUAACUUAACAAGUGACCGCUAGUCUUAUGUUGACGUUCACCCAUCUCUCCCCAGUUGUGUCCGGUGUGUCGAUCUGAGGUGGAACACGUGCAGCAUGUCUACCUGCCCACCUGCACCAGUCUCCUGAACCUCAGCAACACCUCCCACGACGACAACAGCAGCCCCAUCCACAGAGCUAUAGGUGGGCUAGCACACCCCUGCCACACCAAGGCCCACUCCAAUACCACCAACAACCACCACGACUCCAACAAGAUCUACCAGACUGAGACAUAAACCACACCCCACUCCCAGAUUGCGUCCCAAACGGCACCUUAUAUAGUAAUGUCGACAGUAAUGCACUACAUAGGGAAUAUGUUGCCAUUCCAGGCAUAGUCCAGUCCCAACACCACGGUUUCGGUUUCUUUGUUUAUCACCUUGCCAUUCUGACAGUGGUAUUUCUCCACUCUCAACUGUCGACUAUAUAUAUAUUUUUUAACCAAUGAUGGAUUUGGGAUUUUGAAUUUCCACCCCUCCAUUUUAGAUUUAGGGUUAUUGCGUAUUAUAUUUUCUUAAUUUAAUUGCAUCAGUUGAUUUGAUCAGCAGUAGCGGCGCUAUUUGAUUUAUUUCAUUUGGAUUGAGCUUUUGUUGUUUUUGUGUUUUCCGCUCCAUAUCUGUGUACAGAAUGUGAAUUAUCUAUUGGGCUCAUAACCUGCAACGCUUGUACAAUAUGAGGGAAUUCUGUGUUUUAGGAGAAUAGUAGGCAACAUACAUCAUCGUUCAGUUGUUUUAUAAGUAUAUUUGCAUUUUUAAAAAAGGUUUCUUCGUUUUAAGCUUUAAGAAUCUAAUUUUAUGGUUCUAAUGGAGUGAAAUGCAUUUUUUUUUUGUUCUGUGGUUUCCAUGCCAAUGAGAAGUUAUUUGGGGGUAGGAAGCCGCACAGCCCUGGUACAGCACUGCAUUCCGAUUUAGAGAAGGACUGUCCGAAAAGGCACCCCAUUCCCUAUGUAGUGC